AUGGACAACAAUCAGGGAGGUGGAAACACGUCAAGCGACUUUGUUCGCAAGUUGUACAAGAUGUUGGAGAGCCCACAGGACGAGAGCGUAGUACGAUGGGGCAACGAAGGCGACAGUUUUGUCGUCCUCGAGGUGCGCAUGCCGACUUCAUCAACACACCGAGGCUUUGCUAAUCAAACGGCCUGCAGNAACGAGAAAUUCACAAAGCACAUCCUGCCCAAGCACUUCAAACACAGCAACUUUGCCAGUUUCGUGCGUCAACUCAACAAAUACGACUUUCACAAAGUCCGGCAUAACAAUGAAGAGGGCGGCGUGUCUCCCUACGGCGCUGGUGCGUGGGAAUUCAAGCACCCUGACUUCAAGGCCAACAACAAAGAUGCCCUGGACAACAUCCGAAGAAAGGCGCCUGCGCCGCGCAAGCCCAAUGCCAUGAUGGACGAUAUGAUGCCCACUCAGCAGAUGGAUCUUUUCAACACACAACUCGUCGCGACGCAGCAGCAAUUGCAACAGUUGCAAGAGCGCUACAACGAACUCAGCAUGCACCACUCGAUGCUCCUCCAGGAACUGAUUGGUGUCCAGAAGACAGUCGUCAACCAUGAGCACGUUAUGCAAUAUGUCAUGAAUUUCCUGCAGUCGGUCGAUGGCCAACGACGAAGAGAAAGUCGUGUCGCCAAUCCCUUUGCGCCACCAGCUACCGGUGCUGCCAAUGGCAAGCAACUCCCCCCUGCGCCUAUUCCAGAGGAUGAGCCGGCAUCACCACUGCAACACGCCGCAAAACUACUCUCAGAAACCAAUGCCGACCAUAUCCUGAAUACGCGUAACCUCGAACACAUGAAUGAAAUGUCGUUGAGGAUGAACCCGGCUCUUACUACACCUCCUCCGGAUCUGGCUCUGCGAACCGGCGCUAGGAUAGCCAGAGGCGGCCACAACGGUCCCCAGUCUGCUGCAUCGUCUACAUCCAUGUCUUAUGGUGAACUCGACAACCUCGUAUACCCUGUCGGCCAAACAAAUGGCAUCGAUCCCAUGUUCAGCGAGCACAUUCACAACAUUCCCUAUGCAAUGCCGACAAAGGCCCCCGAACCCGCACCUGCACCGCCCGCAGCCGACGGCAGGAAGAAGAGCAUGCAAUAUGACCCUGGUUGGGCUAGACAGCCUCAAGUGCUACUGGUUGAAGAUGACCAGACUUGCAGGCGGAUAGGCGGCAAGUUUUUGUACGCUUUCCACUGCGCUGUCGACAGUGCUAUGAACGCCGGCGCAAAGUACGAUCUCGUGCUGAUGGACAUCAUCAUGCCCAACCUUGACGGUGUUUCCGCUUGCCAUCUGAUCAGACAGUUCGACAACACACCAAUCAUCGCCAUGACCUCAAACAUCCGUAGUGACGAUAUCGCAAUGUACUUCCAGCACGGCAUGAACGAUGUGCUUCCCAAACCUUUCACAAAGGAAGGAUUAUUGAGCAUGCUGGAGAAACACCUUGGUCACCUCAAGAAGUCGCCCUCCGCGAUUGAUGGAGUAUCAGGACCACCNCCACCUCUUGUUCAAGUCGCCGCNAAAAACGCACUGAAAGCUGAAGAGUCACCUGCUACCUCGCCAGCUACUAUCAGCAACUGGACAUCACCUGGAACCGGUCUAGGCAUGUCCCCAGCGGCCAGCGACGCCGCUGGAAACGAUUAUAAUAUGGGAGUCUCCGGUCACCCGUCAGCCCCAUACCACGUGCAAGUUGGCAUGCCUCCACCAGGCAUACCUUCACAAGUCGGGUACGGUGGUUCGCCCCGUGGUAUGCCGCCAGGUCUUGGGCCACAACCAGGUGGCCCACACAGACGCCAAAUAUCUGACAUUUCGGGCGGGCCUGGUGAUGUUGGAGGCGAUGUCAAGAGACAGCAAAUGUUCGGUCCGCCCCAGCAUAUGCCGCCACAUAUGGGACCAGGCGUACCAAUGGGACAGCCUGUGCAAAAUCCGCUCAACCCGAUGCAUAGAAGACCGGCUACCGAAAUCAUGGCACCACCUGAACGCUCAUUGAGACAAGAGUGCGGGUUCCUCCAUCAGAGAGUCAGCACUCUUGGGGCAGCUACUCAGUUUCAUCUCAACCAACUCAAAAAGCAAGUCCAGACUCUCGAACAACAGACACAGACUCUUGCACGGCAGAACCACGCACUCGAACAGCAGAACCAUGCGCUUGAACAACGUAUUCACGCUUUGGAAGCAUCAAACAAGGCUUUCAGGGCUGUGGACCCUCUUGCUGCAGAGCUAGACUCGACAGGCUCGGUUUGGCUGGCUGAAAGCACAGCAGAAGAUCUUCCUGCAGGAGAGAACCCCGAAGAUCUUUCUCCUAAGCAUGUCUCGAGAGAUGACAUCCCUUCGCCUAUUCAGCAGCGAGAUUCACCUGUACCUGCCAUCGACUCUGCUGAGCACCUCUUUUCGCCAGUCCACCAGCAAAACUCACCUACACUUACCGUAAACAAUACUCAGAGUACUGAAUACAGUGUCUGGUACGAAAACGGCACUUUGACUAGCGACGCCCCUCAGCACCUCCUCAUCACACAAGACUGGCAGAAUCUCCUCACCACCUUUGCCAACACUCGCACUUUCUUCGACGAAAAGGACGCACACUGGCAUCUCACCACCAACACCAACGUCUGUGUCAGAGAAAUCGCCCAGAAGACCAAGAAAAAGACAGAGUGGACUGUAGAUGCAUCAGGCGAGUUCUGCUGCAAGAGAUGCUUUAACACACAGAGAGUGUGCUUGAAGUACAAUGAGGAGUCGCAGCGAUUGGAGGCACUUCCCUUGCCCGAGGAAGCUAGACCUGAAGGUGCUGCGCUGGGGGUUGAGUGGUUUGUUGCUGCACAGCCUAAUCUGAGCAAUAAGGCUGGGUUCAAGGGAUUGUGGUGA
This is a messenger RNA of Aureobasidium vineae, 2886 nucleotides long. The record is from the annotation of a GenBank genome assembly. NCBI's taxonomy places the organism in Eukaryota, Fungi, Ascomycota, Dothideomycetes, Dothideales, Saccotheciaceae.